Messenger RNA from Zophobas morio, 2183 nucleotides. Its product is annotated as exportin-7-like. Gene Ontology annotation, molecular function: nuclear export signal receptor activity. The coding region runs from base 399 to 2183 and encodes 594 amino acids. NCBI's taxonomy places the organism in Eukaryota, Metazoa, Arthropoda, Insecta, Coleoptera, Tenebrionidae. The record is from RefSeq and is a predicted model, not a curated record. Gene Ontology annotation, biological process: protein export from nucleus. Gene Ontology annotation, cellular component: cytoplasm; nuclear pore. The transcript has 22 exons.
ACCCUUUUGUUAAGCAUCUCGCAGCAUUUACUUGCGAAAGUUUUUCUUCUCUUACGAUUCCCGAAAGUGAUGUUGAUUACCUGCUUCUAGUUUGGCAAAAGUUUGUUGCCAACUGUUAUUCUUAUAAAAUAUUGGAUACUGUAGAGCAAAGUUCUCCGGAGGUUGCAAAGGCGUACAUCAAUUUGAAACUUAAAGGCGUGGAAAGUGGUCUUGACGAUAUACUUGAUCAUCAAGAAAUACUAUUAGACCAAUUGGAAAAAUUUGCAUGUGUUGCGCGCUGUCAAUACGCCGUCGUCUGGCCUUACAUAACUGAAGUCUUCAGCAGUUUAUACAAUUCUUAUUCUGUGUCACGUGGCUCCAAUGAGAUCGUUAAAAGGCAGUUGGCUUGCUUGGUGUUCAUGGCCGCUUCUAUUCUUAGUACUCGGCCAGUGACUAUUACUUCUCCUAAAUCGGAAUCCAUGGAUGGCGAAUUGGCUUGCACCGUACUAAGAUUGAUGAGCAUUGCUGCCGAUAUGCAAACGAGCUGCGAGCCUCUUGAAAUUGCCUUUCUAACUUAUCUUACAAACUUUAGUAAAGCUUUUAUUGGCACUCCAGUCCUUCGAACUUCUAAAUUAUUUUCUUUGCUUGCUGAAAGUCUUAACCUUCCUGACCAGCUGACGGUGUUGGAUGCUUUUGUUAAUAAAAUCUUAAAAAACUUGAAAGUCUUCUUUAAUAAUAAAACGAUAAUAAAAGAAACGCUGAAGACCUUUACUGAGCUUUCCAUGGGCUAUAGUUUCGGCCAUAUGCUCGUUAAACUUGAUACCAUUCAGUAUUUGCUACGGAAUCAUGCCGAAUCUUUAGAGUUUUUUAGUUUUCCUCAACGCUUAAAUCUGAGGACGGACUACUAUUCUGCCCUCUCUAGAAUUCUUUCUACUUAUAUUGAUUGCGAAGCUGAAAACGAUAUGCUUGAGUACUUUAUGCUUACUUUUGAUCGUGCUUUUCAAAAUCUUUGUUCCAUUUUCCAACCGCGCGAUUAUAGUUUAUUAAAAAAUGAUAAUUCAGUGAAGAGUACUGUCAUUGAAGUGGCCCGAAGUUUGACCGGCCUCUUGGUAGUUACUGAAAAUAAAGAAAUGUUCAUGUGCUAUUUUGAUUACAUUUUUCCGCACUAUACUAAUGUUCUUCAAGAGGCCAUGAAUAUAUGGAUGGAUGACGUGGACGUCACUUUUCCCAUUCUUAAAUUUUUUGGAGAGCUCGUCAGCAAUCGGAAACCGCGAAUCGAAUUCGAAGUCACCAGCGUGAAUGGCAUUCUACUUUUUAGACAGCUCAGUCAAAUCAUUUCGGGUUUUGUUGCCUUUUUGUUAUCUUCUCAGUUUAGUAACGACUCUUCGCAGGAGAGCCAGAAAAAUCGAUAUCGCGGAGUGUUGUACUCGAUCAACAUCCUUGUGCAUACACUUGGCGCGAAGUUUGUCAAUUUUGGCGCCUUCAAGCUUUAUGGAGACGAAGCAUUGGACAAAGUUUUGAAUGUCUUUUAUCAAGUCAUAUCAACGUUUCAACUUGAUUGGAUUUUGAGUUUUAAUAAACUUGCGAAGGCGUACUACAGUCUUGUGGAAGUGUUAGCAGCUGAUCAUAUCUACUACUUGGCGACGCUCGAUAGUAAUGCCUUCCAUUAUUUUAUCAACUCAAUAUCAGAAGGAUUCGCUUUAAUGGGACGAAGUAGUUCGAAUGAUGAACUCGCAGUGAAAUGCUGUCACGCUUUGGAUUCCUUAAUUUCUCAUGCCGUUAAAUGCUUAAAAAAGAAGACUAAUCAAGUAGACACCGGCUUAAUUUUAGCCAUUGAGAGUUGCAAAGAGCUGCUGGUGCAAAUGCUAAAAGUCAUGCUUAAUGCAGUAAUCUUUGAGGAGUGCAAGAUUUAUUGGUCGCUCUCGAGGCCGAUGUUGGCCAUCAUCAUACUUAAUAAAAAAUAUUUUGAUGAAGCCAAGAAUUACGUUAUUGAGCAGCAAUCCAAUGAAAGACAACCGAUGUUCCAUAAACUUUUUGAUGAGUUGAUGAACGGGCUCGAUGGCUCCCUUUCUCAAAGGAACCGAAAUCAGUUUAAUAAGAAUAUUAAUUCGUUUCGAAGGGACGUUACUAACUUUACUAAGACGGCUCCUCCGGAGGAAGAGGGCGCUAUUAUUGGGGAGAGCGAUAGUAUUAUGAUAUUCUAA